Dermacentor albipictus is the source of this 1150-nucleotide messenger RNA. RefSeq lists its product as uncharacterized. Lineage: Eukaryota; Metazoa; Arthropoda; Arachnida; Ixodida; Ixodidae. The record is from RefSeq and is a predicted model, not a curated record.
GCCGUGGUUCCUACGAAGUCAAACAUCUUAAUUUUCAUGCCGCCCUUCUCUUCUGUAGACGAAACACAAGCUGCCGAAAAAUACGAGCGAGGAGGAGGAAGACGAAGGCGGGAGCUCGAGAUCACAAAGACCAAGCUGAAGAAACGCCAGAAGAUGGGAACGCUGAGCGCAGCUACGAGAACGACAGCGUCUGUGUGAAUGGACCACGGCAUCACCGCUGCGACCAGACCCGCGAGGAAUAGUGUUCCCGGUUCGCAUUUCAUUCAUAGCGCAUUCAGCUCGGACAGAGAUGGUACCGUCUGCGCUGCUGUACGAGCAGACGGAGACCGCGAAAUCAGCGUCUCCCAGCAACGAUGAAGGCACCAGAAAAGAGGACGAAGCAGUGCCUGGAGACGAGCUCGCCCCCAGUAACGCGCUGGACGACGAGCUCACCGACCAGGUCGUCCACCUGGAGGAGCUUCAUGGGGCUCCAGAUGGUCCAGUAGAGCUACCAGUGCCACAAGUCGAGCACAAGACCAUGGAGCCGCGCUUGUUCGCGGAAGUCUGUGAGGACGAGUGUUUCGCGGUCGGUGAAACGGGGCACUGUAGUGAGAGCGUUACGAGAUCGGAGGCUCCUGACGAUGGCCUCACGAUAGCCCAAGAGCCAGAAGAAUUUUGCUUGCCGACUUCGUGGACAACAAUGUGUCGUGGCGCUCCCACGUGGUGCCCGACAGUGGAGGAACUCCAGAACAGUGGUGAGCCGCUCUUCCUUCUGGGCCCGGACAUCGACUUGGGUGAGAGCUUGUGGCCCAAGGUGCUAAACUACAGCCCGUCGCAGCUCGAAGGCGGUUUCCGACCGAGAAAGAAGCGCAGACUCAGCCGGUUUGCGCGCGACGUCAGGCGCAAGCGGAUGAAACGCCGCGCCUCCAGGACCGACGAAGAGGAGGACUCUGGCUGCGAGGCCGACACUGAGUGGUCGGAGGAGGACGAGUGGGAGGAGGACGACAGCGACGACGACAACGACAACGGCAACGACAAUGAGGAAGAAAUGGCGUCGCUUGGUUUGUGGUGUCUGGCGUUGGCAAGCACAUGCUGAAAUUCAUGCACUUGCAACAGUCGAAGGGAAACAGCGUCUUUGUAAUGUUCCCAUAAUAUAGGUUCGAAGCGUGUG